Phytophthora infestans T30-4 is the source of this 989-nucleotide messenger RNA. RefSeq names its product syntaxin-like protein. Gene Ontology annotation, cellular component: Golgi membrane; endomembrane system; SNARE complex. Bases 24 to 989 code for a protein of 321 amino acids. Gene Ontology annotation, biological process: endoplasmic reticulum to Golgi vesicle-mediated transport; vesicle fusion; intracellular protein transport. Lineage: Eukaryota; Oomycota; Peronosporomycetes; Peronosporales; Peronosporaceae. Gene Ontology annotation, molecular function: SNAP receptor activity; SNARE binding. The record is from RefSeq and is a predicted model, not a curated record. The transcript has 4 exons.
CUCUCGAUAAGGAAUUCCUGUCCAUGGCGGCGAACCGCACUGCUGACUUCGCGCAGCUCUGCCAGCACUAUGCAGCUGCAAAGGGAAGAAGCCCCGCCCUGCAGAAAUCUGUGCACACGCCACUUCAAGAGAACGCACAGUUCAACGCUGCAGCCUCAGACAUCUCCAAGGAAGUGUACCAGGCCUCCAAGAGGCUACAGCAGCUCACACAAUUGGUGCGGCAGAACAACAUGUUCAAUGAUCCAACUGAGGCCAUUAAUGAGCUGGCAGCGUUAGUGAAGAAGGAUAUUACAGACAUCAAUAUGCAGCUGGACAACCUUCAGGAAUACAUGAAUAAUAAGCGGCAGUCUGCGCCCUCGAGACAAGCCGCCAAGCACUCGGAUGCCAUCGUCUCUUUGAUGAAAUCCGACCUCAUGGCCACGACCAGGGGGUUCAAGGACAUUUUGGAAGUCAGACAGGAGAAUAUGAAGCUGCAACAGAGUCGACGUGCUAGAUAUGGCAAGACGGCGUCCAGUGCAUUGGGCAAGCCCCUGGCCUUCAAGGCUCCUCAGCCCCCGAGAAGUAACAAUAGCCACACCGGUAGUCUGCAGGAAGUCAACCUGUCCAACACACUGCCGCGUCCAGGAUUUAGUACGGAGGACAGUGGGAACACAGAGAUUCAGCCUCUUAUCACCACCAUGACACAGGAGCAAAUCGUGGCAGAGCAACAGAACUACACCGAGUCGAGAGCAGAAGCUGUGUCCCAGAUUGAAAGUCAUAUUGUGGACAUCGGACAGCUUUUCGGACGACUGUCGACGUUGAUACACGAGCAGGGAGACCUCGUGAGGAGAAUCGAUGACAAUGUGGAGGAGUCGCUGGUGAACGUGAGCAGCGGCGAGCACGAGCUGCUCAAAUACUUCUCGAGCCUGUCGAACAAUAGACUGCUGGCGCUCAAGAUCUCCGCUAUCUUAUUGGUUUUUCUCAUCUUCUUCAUGUUCUUUUUAGCUUAA